GUGACCCCGUAUGGGACGAGCGGCUUCAGAUGAUGUGCGUGUGUGUAAGGGUUGGCAAAGUACUCAAUUAAUGCUCAUAAAAUUCAUAACGGGGGCAACAGGUGUCACAGCGGUUAAACCUGUCUUCCGAUAUCAAUGUCCUCGGUUCAAAUCCCGACUCCCGCAGCAAUUCCCUUGAGCAAGAUACGAACCCUGAACCGAUACGGUAGAAACGAUCGAGCUGUACAAACAGACAAAUAAUCGGAAGUAACGGCUGAACGCUUCAAGCUACUUUCGAGACACCAUCGGCUAAAUGACUAAAUAACACUAAUGAUGAUAUAAUCUCCGCGCUUAAGGGACAGACCGAAGGACAUCCGAACCCGAGACACGGGACGGAACCGCACAUCGUCUAAGAUCGCUCCGUGAACGAAACACCUUUUUCCACACUUUUCCACAUCUCUCUCCGUUCCAGAGGACACUAUCAUUAACGGGCGCUAACUCGUCACAUUCACAUAGACGCACACGCUCUUCCCGGACCGGUUUCGUUUUAACGCUGCAGCACAGCCGCCCGAGAGACCGUAUCAUCACCCCAAACUUGAUUUAUCACUCACAAAUACCACUGCGCUAAUUAGUCAAGUAAUUAAUUAAUAGGCAUUUGCAUGCAUGUGCGUACAUCUAGGGCGCUGAAGCAAACCAGGUGCUGCUGGGUUCUGAACUGGAAAGUCAAGAGGGAAAGUAAUGGAUGGAGGGAGAGAGAGAGAGAGAGAGAGAGAGAGAGAGAGAGAGAUGAAGAAAUGGCCAGUGACGGGGCAGUCGAGGAGCGGCUAACGGAAGGCCCAAUACCCAUGUCUUUGCUUCCUAGUGUAAAAUAUGCCAUAAAUCACUGCCACACUCUCUGCUGAGCAAAUGUAUAGCUGGGGACUGUCUGGGGGACUUAGGAAAAAGAAGCGGUCUGGUUAAGAGACAGCAUGUCUCUAACGUUGUCUUUAACGUUUAUUUCUAAAGGUAGAAACGGGUUACAUCAUUUAGCUGCUGAUUGACAGAGUAAGCGAUGAGAGCGACAAUAAACGAUUAACCGGUACCCGUAAUCACUAAUUAUUAGCCAGAGUGCCGCGAGGACACGUCGGACUGAUGGCUUCCUUCGGCGGCCGUCAUCUCCAUGGUUACUCCGAGCGUGCGGAUGCGAGUGAGUUUCUCUUCCUGACUCGUGCGCUCGCCGCAUAACCGCGACUCACUUUGCGCUCUCGUGCACAUCGCGUCAAAGCUCCCUCGUGGCGCGCGUGCGUCCAACGUGAAAUACGGUAUCGGUCCGAACGUAAAUUCAGCCGGCGAUGCCGUGGCGCGGCCCUGCGAAGGGAGACGCUGCCGGCGGCAGCUAAGCCGAGUUCUCCCCGGGAGAGGACCGAAAGUGCCCCGCACCCAUCUGUAGAGCUUUGCCGGUGGACUCUGCUGUCGUGCUGGAAACCUCAAGCGGGGACGUUGGAACGCUGUCGCUAGAGGGCGAUCGUAGCAGCCCGGACGAGGCGACGCGCAGACCAGCGUCCUGCCGCGAAAAGAAGAGAGGGGCUCUGAGAGGGACGCUCCGAAGAGACGCUGCGUCGGACGGCGAGGGAUAAAGAAGUAAACGGGAAGUAAUGAAGCGGCCGACACUCGGACGCUCGGACACGUACUCGUGCGCGCUGGUCGGCGCCGAAAGAGCGUUAAAGAAAACGAUUCGCAGGCUAUCGCCAUCCUUCCGUCGUUCGGUUGACGAAGGAGACCGAGCGCAGUGCGGGCGUGCUCUCGCGGGCACCCUUCAGCGGUGCGGCCUCAUCGCUCUCCUGGUUGCCGUCCAAACUCCCUCGCCAGCACAGCUGAGGCCCGGCCGGCACGCGCGCGCGCGGCACGCUUGGCCUGACCGUGGCUGGGACCUCCUGAGCCCACCCGGGUCUUGACACCGCGCCACAAAAGCAGGAGCGGGGGCGGGGGGGUGGGGUGCCGGAUCGCCGUCCCCGCGGGCGCGAGCCCUGCCCGCGCUCCGUGUCGGCGGAGCAGCGUGGCCUUGGCGCUCUGGCUCCAGCGGUAGAGCCUCGCGGAGAGCGGGGAGGUGACACCGCGCAUCCCGCUUCCUUUGUGACGGCACCUUUUCACAAAGCGCGCAGCUGCGCGCAGGGGCCCGGCGCUCGGCGGACCGCUAGCCUUUUGUGGCUGGGCGCUAUAGCCGUGGGGUAUUCACGUGGGUGGUAUAGAUGCUUUCUUCCCUCUUUCAUCUCAUCUCAUUCGUGCUCCUGCGCCUCGGCGGCAGGUCGGCGAUGGCAGCGGAGCAGGUGUGGGGUGCACAUAUCAAUUUAAGUUGGAUGUAAGGAAGGGUGAAAAGUCGCCCGUAAUUCCGCCGCUCGUGUUGUUCGGCGCGCCGCCGUCGCGGCCCGAACACGCCCUCCCGCACUUGGCACGGCUGCCGAGCCGAGCCGAGCCGCGCCGCCCGCUCGCCCCCCUACCCCCGGCCCCCACGGUCCCCGAGUCUCUCCGAGACCCCUCCGCGCGUCGCACCUGGGUCCCUUGCGCUCGCCGCGCAGGCAGCCUGCCGUCCCCUGCAGGCAGCCACCGCCCCCCCCCCCCUCCCCCCAGCUUCCCCCGCUUCCUCCUUCAAAAACAGAAGAACCGCAGCCCGCACCCGAGCACCUCAUUCAUCUCUCUGCGAAUCUGUCUCAUCUAUGCAUCCGUCUAGCAGUCCAUUUAGCUGCAAUCAUCUACCGCUCUGUUUACAUACUCAACUCCUACUUGGAGCAGUUUCAUCUCGUCGGCUCUUACUCAUGGAGCUCGCGCCGCUUUUGUUGGGUGUUUCUUCCCCCCCACCCCCCGCACGCAACAUAAUACCCUUUUAUUUAAUUACAAGAAAUAAAUAAAUAAAUAAAUAAAUAACACUCCCUUCUGGUGUGGCGGCUCAUAGUUUGGAAGGGACUCCGGUGCUUGUGUCUGUCUAUUUUCCCCUGGUUUUCGUGACCCUCUCGGAGGUGAGGAAAACAGGUCAAAGGAUUUAUUGGAUACUCCCCCCCCCACAGACUUUUUCCCUCUUCAUUCGUCUACUGGAGCCAUUUUCGUCCGUCCAUUUGUUUUCUUUUCCUCCCCUCUCUCUCCCUCUCUCCCUCUCUCUCUCUCUCUCUCUCUCUCUCCCUCUCCCUCUCUCUCGCAGUCUUUUCUCUUUCUCUCUUUCUGGGUGUGUGAGCCCGAGUGCAGUGACAGAUGGCGAGUUCCUCUUCCCUCGGGAAGGCAAUCUCUCCGAAUGCAGGCGCAUGUCAAUCACCGGCUCUCAUGUGAUGGCUCUUGCCAGUGACGUGCCAACCAUAUGGCCUGGCAUCAUAGCUGGUAUGUAACCCUGCCUGGUAGCGAUGCCACACUGUCUCCGCGCGCUCGGAUUGCACUCGGCAGCACAGAGCCGCACCUACAGGAGCGUCCGCCCAGGUCCCUGAAGAUGGUUUAAACACAUGCGCCUUCACCCCUGAAGAACUCCCGCGGAGACAGAGCAUCGAUGUCGCUUCGAACCCGGGACCAGCCGGCGACUGCAGCGCGACUGCCGUGAGCACCGCGUCAACUGGUAGGCAGCAUAACAAGAGAAGGCGCUAUGUUGACGAGGCUCUUCAGUGACCCCUCGCUGCUGCCCGACGUGCAGAAAUACCCGGGCUGGGCGGACGACAGCGAGAGCGAGGACUCCAAGACCAAGGAGAGCGAGCAGCACUGCGGCCGGAUGGCCGACGACGACCUGGACGACGGGCACUCGAAGGGCGCCGCCAGUCGAGCGCAUUCGGAGAUCGCCGGCGACGACGACGAGGACGACGACGGAGAGGAGGAGGACGCGGAGGACGACGCCGAGGGCGACAGGCCCAAGAAGCGCGGCCCGAAAAAGCGCAAGAUGACGCAGGCGCGCCUGGAGCGCUCCAAACUGCGGCGGCAGAAGGCGAACGCGCGCGAAAGGACGCGCAUGCACGACCUCAACUCGGCGCUCGACAACCUGCGCAAAGUAGUGCCCUGCUACUCCAAAACCCAGAAACUGUCCAAGAUCGAGACUCUGCGGCUGGCCAAGAACUACAUAUGGGCGCUCUCGGAGAUCCUGCGCUCGGGGAAGAGGCCCGACCUGGUGUCCUACGUGCAGACGCUGUGCAAGGGCCUCUCCCAGCCCACGACCAACCUGGUGGCCGGCUGCCUGCAGCUCAACUCGCGGAACUUCUUAACCGAGCAGUGCCAGGAGGGAGGCCGCUUCCACGGCCCCGGCUCGUUCUCCGUGCACCCGUACCAGUACCAGUGCUCCCGGCUGUCGAGCCCGCAGUGCCAGUCGAGCUCCAACUCCCACCCCCUAAGGACCCACGGAUACUACUCGGCCUACGACUCCCUGUACGCGGGGGCCGCGUCUCCCGAGUACAACAGCCCGGAGUACGAGGGGCCCCUCAGCCCGCCCGUGUGCAUCAACGGUAACUUCUCUUUGAAGCAGCAGGACUCGGCCUCCCCCGACGCCGAGAAGAGCUACCACUACUCUAUGCACUAUUCCGCCGUGCCCGGCUCCCGGCCCUCCGCCCCCCACAACCUGGUGCUGGGCUCCUCCGGGGUGCGUGGUGCCGUCCACUCGGACAACGUGUUGCCUUACCAUGAGAUGCACUUACACCACGACAGGGCGCCCGUGUACGAGGAACUGAACGCCUUCUUCCACAACUGAGUAGCCAGUCGAGUAGCCAGACCCCACGGCCCCCGCGGCCCCCGCGGCCUCUUUUUGAAGGGACGAGCCGCCCGUUUCGUCGCUAAGAACUCACUUACUACUGUACUGUUCCCCUCGAUGAGCCGAAACCCUCCCUUGGACCCUUCAGCGGAAAGAUUAAGAGAUCUCCAACGGCCACGACGAUAUUAUAAACCACUGUUCCUCCUUUAUUUCGGUGUCGUGUCUGCAAGUUGAUGGUUGCAACGCCGCGCGAGCGCGCGCUUGUUGUGUCGCAUAUUCCAAUCGUGUCAAAAUCAUGUUACCCAACACGCAGACUGCAAAAGACGAAUAGUUUAAAAACGAAAUAAAUAAUGUACGAAACGAUUUUUUUUUUUUAACAAUAAAUGGUCGCAGAGAGAAUGCCAUAUUUAUAAUGCAUUCAAAAAUCAUUCGAAUACGAAAUACAAUAACUGCAGCUUACUGUAAGGCGCAUGCGCGAUUUUGACAGCGGGAGUCGAGAAUUCAGAAGAAGCGCAAUUAACAGCAAUAAAGGAACCCGCAUAUACAGCAGUUAACAUCUAUGCAAGAUGUAAAACGUUGGAGCUCUUAAGAGCUAAGUAGGUGCCGCCCCACGAAUUUUAUUGCUGAGCUUCGAUCCACGUUUUUUUUUGCUUAUCCGACAAGCCCAAAAUGCAACCGGUUAAAAGAGAUUUAAUAUUUCAGUUUUCAUGUUAAUAUCUACGAGCGCAACACCUUUCGGACAAAGGCGUUUUGUUGGAGGUGUGUGUCUGCUGUCCAGCGCUGAGGCGACCGGGAGUCCUGUAGCUCAACUGGAGGACCCCCCCCCCCCCCCGACACACACACACACACCACCCCCUUUCUGUCCAGCACAGUGUUAAAUCUGUGCAUGGGAACAAGCACGUGCCGCGCGGGACGUUGCGUGUAUGCGGGAAAGACCCGUUCACUCCUCCGAUCGCGACCGCAAAAGUUUACAAUCCAGUUUAUGACAUUACAUUACAGUUAGGGUUAGAAAGGUUUAGCACUUUUAUUGCAGAGAUUUUAUUUUAAAUUGCGUCAAAGAAUUAUACAUCAUUUACAGUUCACCUUUUACAAGACAGAUUAUAUUACAAAUAAAUAUCAAAUUUAUGAUCAUCUCCGUUAACUAAAUUUUACAGUAAACUUUGCUGUUCUCACAACCAGAAAAAGGGCACCCUAUUUUUUAAAGUGAUGCCCUGGGUAAAUUCGCAAAAAUAUUUUUGCCUAAUAUUAUAGAGGAUUUGACAAAUGCGUUUAUCUCAACACAUAAAUCCCAGCGAAACAGCUGCCACACAGAAAAAGAGUAACAGAAAUGUUUAUAUUCAGAAGACAGUACAUAUUUACAGCCACAUUUACAUUAAUUCGUCUGAUAGCAUAAACAGCAGAAACAAAAACAAUGGUCUAAUAAUAUCGUAACAAUUUUGAUUUAAAAAAAUGAUAUAAGCGUGAGUUCACUCACAUUUCGUUACUCAUUUUCCAGUGUCACUCAGAAAUCAUACAUUUUAAUAUGGUAUUUAAAUAAAUUAAUUGUUUAAGUGUUCAAGAUUUUUGCCAACUAAAAUAACACUGUUCCUAUUAUUGUUGUUAUUAUUAUUAUUAAUAUUAUUAAAGUGUUACUACUGAUUAUUUUGCAUCACAAAAGACUUUUUCCAGCUAAAUCGCAAAUGAUGAGUAGAACAUUCUGAAAUAAAAAACACAAAAUAUGUUCUAAAUGAUUAUGAGUCCAUUUCGACCAAAACCAACACCUGUGCUGCUAAUAAAUUUCUCAAGGUCAGUCCAAUUUUAAGCGCAUUCAGAGAUCCAUAUGCAGCAAUAAUAACGCAAAGACCGUAUGAGCUCAUAAAACGACUAAAAAGCGGGGCGUAACUGCACAUAAACAUUUACUCCCAGAUUUUCCUUUCACGAAUAAACCGAAAAUGUAUCCUGAAAUGGAGUUACCUGUAGUCCUGUGUAUUCUAUUAUUACUAUUAUUAUUAUUAUUAUUAUGAUAAUUAUUAUGAUGAUUACUGACAAUCAUACCUUGCAUGUUGUUAACUGUGAAUGUGGAUUGAGUCAGUGGUGCAAUGAUAAAAUAGGGCUCAAUGCUGUUACAGAAGAUGUAGGAGUUUAUUUAUCCCAGUCACUGGUAACGAAGCCAUGAUGAUGAUGUUCGCUCUCCGGGGGUUGAGGCUCAAGCACCGUAUAGUGGAGCAAAGCAGAAAAAGAAAGAAAGAAAGAAAAAAAAAAAAACGCAGAAAGGUAUUUAUAUUUACACGUUUAAAACUGUUUUGUUCAUAGCAGAUCCCACGCCCGGGUGGGGGACUGCUACAUAACCAAGGAGGGUAAAAUCAUUUUAAAAAAUGUAACCUGACUUCUCAUAAACUUCUGUUUCUGCCGUCGGUUCAGGCCUGUGCGACAUGACGUCAGUGCAAGUAUUAUGGAUUUAUGGAUUUAUGGACUGGAGCGGGCUGGCGAGAAAUUGUGCCCGCGUCUCUCCUACCUGUGCGUUCAGGUUCGCUCCGCUGCCGUUUUCCGCAUCUCCACGAGCGCCGCGCGCGCUCCCUCUCUCCCUUUGAGCGCGUGCCAGAACCUUCUUGGCUUCAGCCGCGGAGUGGAAUCAAAGAGGCGCGCGGGUCGCGGCGCGCGACGGGGAAACGGAUGGGCGUCGGCGUCCUCGCGUUAUGUGUUCUCUUUGAGUCGGAAAGGAAGUAAAGAUUUUCAAGUGUCGCGCUUUAAAACGUUUUGCGUGGAAAAUGUGAAAUCAUAGAAGAAGCGAAGGAGUAAAGAAGAAGGCGCUACACAAGACAGGGAAAAUAAUUCGCUCGCACGUGAUCACACCGAUAUGAAACUUGUCCGUAUAAAGUUUUUGUUUUAACUCAAGCAUUAUAUAAUAUUUGCUUAAAAGAAAAGGAGAAAUUAUCUGUUGAAGAGUACUGAAAGGUCACACUCUUGACAAUUUCCCCCGCAACAGACAAGAACGGGCUUGAUGUGCACAUGAUUCAGUUCAGUACAAAACAGGAAUAAUUCCAUUAAUUAAUACUAUUUCACUUAUAAACUCACUAUUUCAGUGAACUUUAUGUACUGUGCAUACUUUACCUUUAAAUGUAGUUCAAAUAAGACAGGUAUGGAAAAGAUCAUUUAAAGGAUUUCCCCAAAGUGCACUUUAAAACCUACAGUCCUCCUCAUACAACUUUGUAAAAAGAGAAAAUUAGAGAAAAACAUCUGAUUGAGGAUCAUCAAAGGACGUACCGGGGAAACUUAACCCCCCCCGGUUUAAUCCACGCGCCCCUCGUUCUUCAGUUUUAUAUCACUCAUUGAGAACAUUUGCAGUACUUUCAUCAAUUCACCUUAUUUUUGGGUAAUCAAAAUCGACUAAAUGGAUGCACCAGAAAACGAUCCUUCUCCUGGUUAACCAGGAAAGACAGGCAUUUUGGACACAAACGUGUGAGGGGGACAACACACGCCUUUUGUCCACAUCAGCCGUGAUUUUUCUCGGUUUCCUUUCCAUUCUUUUGUCUUCUCUUCCAAAAUCAGCGUCCGCACUUUUCUGUGUCCAUCUUUCCAUCAACUGCCCCCUUUUCACCGAGGCUUCCCGCCCGCUCCAGCCUCUCACUAAGACAGUUGUGUGGCGUAAGGAUUGCAUAAAACACUGUGUUUCUGAAUUCUGGACAUUUGUUUCUAACAAAGUGUAUUAAACUCGUUAAGUUCAAAUAAUUGU
Molecule: messenger RNA, 8378 nt
Organism: Scleropages formosus (Asian bonytongue)
Lineage: Eukaryota; Metazoa; Chordata; Actinopteri; Osteoglossiformes; Osteoglossidae
Product: neurogenic differentiation factor 2-like
Exons: 3
Coding region: 3581-4666 (361 amino acids)
Biological process (GO): sensory organ development; nervous system development; positive regulation of transcription by RNA polymerase II
Cellular component (GO): nucleus
Molecular function (GO): protein dimerization activity; E-box binding; DNA-binding transcription factor activity, RNA polymerase II-specific
Source: RefSeq, a predicted model, not a curated record